GAGCGCGUAAACUGACAGCCAGACAGCAGCGCUACUGAACCGACUGGGAACAGUGUGUGAUCACCACGACCCCUUCUGAUUCUCUUCGUUAUUCUUCUUAUUUUAUAAUUUUUUAUUUCAAAGCUUCCUAAUCACUAUCGAGGUCGUCUGGGAAUAUUUUUCACCUUUUGCAGCAACAUUUAUUGGAAACCCCAUUUUGUGACCCAGAACACCCGCCGCGGAUCAUAAGAGAAGCUGAGCUCGCUGCUCUCAAGGACAAACUGACUGAUCAUCUCAUGGAGUUCUCACUGGCUCAUCCCGCAGUGAAGGCGUUCAUGUGUGGCUCUCUGAGCGGUACGUGCUCCACGCUGCUCUUCCAGCCUCUGGACCUGGUGAAGACGCGCCUGCAAACCCUACAGCCCGGAUCGGGUCGGGUCGGCAUGAUCGCAGUCUUUGUUAGUGUCCUGCGGACGGAGAAGAUUCUUGGACUGUGGAGAGGCGUCUCACCUUCGUUUGUGCGCUGUAUUCCAGGAGUCGGGAUCUACUUCAGCACGUAUUUCACGCUAAAGCAGCGUUUUUUCGCCGACGGGGCCCCGGGGCCCCUACAGUCAGUGCUGCUGGGAGCUGGAGCCAGAUGCGUCGCGGGCGUCUGCAUGCUGCCUGUCACUGUCAUCAAAACACGCUUCGAGAGCGGCCGCUAUCAGUACAGCAGUGUGGGAGGAGCGCUGCGGUCCGUGUGCCGGGUGGAGGGACCGAAGGCUCUGUUCUCAGGUCUGACAGCCACUCUGCUCAGAGACGCGCCGUUCUCCGGGAUAUAUGUCAUGAUCUACAGCCAGGCCAAAUACUUGCUGCCACGAGAGAUCAGUCAGUCAUCUUACGCUCCACUGGCUAACUUCAGCUGCGGUGUUCUGGCCGGCGUCCUGGCCUCCGUCGUGACCCAGCCGGCAGAUGUGGUGAAAACUCACGUUCAAGUGAGUCCAGAUGUCUUCAGGAGGACGUCAGAUGUGGUGCGAUACAUUUACAAGGAUCACGGGUUGGUGGGUUUUUUCCGUGGCGCAGUUCCUCGCUCUCUGAGGAGAACCAUGAUGGCGGCGAUGGCGUGGACGGUGUACGAGCAGCUGAUGGCUCAGAUGGGCCUCAAAUCCUGAGAGCGAUCAAACACACAUCACAUCACACACUGAACGAGAUCUUCACAGUGGCUCACGGGCCCGUCUGAUGUUUUAGUGUUUGACUCUGAGAUCCUCGACGGUGAGGAUCACGUGGGUCUGGAAACAUGGCGAUAGAAAAUGAUCUGUUUGUCUGACUGACUGUGAUCAUCAUGGUUCGGCAAACUGCCUUGAUUAUCAAUGGAGAACUGAAGUGAGAAACAUCUUGAACACAGAGAUUGAGCUUUGAAACGCACUUUAACAUGUCAGCUCAGCUUGUCUUGUCUGUUUUUAUGCUGCUUAUGCUCUGCUCUUAUAAUGUUUGUAUACAGUUCAUGAGCUGCUUUAGGACAGUCAUAAUCUGGUGACUUUUAUAGUAUUAUGUUGCAGGUUAUGAUUGACAGGUUAACUUAAUAUGUUGUUUAUCGAGUCAAAUUAUUAUUAUUAUUAAAGUCAGCAUGAAAUGGGAGGGGGGAUAGUCUUUUCUUUCCUGUGAUGUAUAUCCGAGUGAAACGGCUUCUAAAACAGUGUAGGGCGGGGCUUAAUUUUGUCCAUGGGAAAUUGAUUGGAUCGUUGUAGUUUGCUAUUGGUAGAUCUGGUUGUGAUUGAAAGGUUGCCCCGCCCUCGUGCCAGUCAUCAGAGAAGAGAAGAGAAGAGAAGAGAAGAGAGCAAAAUCUCCAGAGUUAAAUCAACUCUGCUCAGAGAAUAUAUGGUCCCUCUCUAAAUAGUGUUAAAAUAACACUAAAGCAGAGUUAAAGUUAAUGAGAUAAUUAAGAAAUUAAUUAAGUGAUGAUUGAGCAUUAGUGAUGAACACCUGCUGUUAACAAGCAGAAUCACUGAAGAAAAGAGAAACACAAGAAGUACAACUGACUUCAGCCACAGCUUUAUUAUUUGCUUAAUUAUCUCAAGAGAAGAGAACAGAAGCUGCAAGAUGGAGAAUAAGUUAUUUUAAUUACAAGGGCACACGAAUAAUGAUGUUCACAGUUAAAUAGUUUAUUAUAGCCUACUGUAAUAUUCCUUUAAAAAUAUGAAUUGUCAAAUUUGAUUUAAUGGUGACUUUAAAACACUCAGAACUGAGUCCCAUCACAAUCAUUCACAGACAGCUUGUCGUUUUUAAAUAAAUACUGAAAUCUGUUUUUAUAACAUUGUUUUAUCACAACAUUAGUUUUUUUUUUUUUUUUUUUUUUUUUUUUCUCAAAAUUGAGCUAGUUAACCCGGGGUUAAUGUAAACUCUGGGUAAGUGGAAUCCUGGGUUAUCCUGCUUUUCACAUGCUCAUGGGUAACCAAUUAGUAUUCAUAAACUGCCAUUUCACAAUGACUCUGACACUGCAAAUAUGAAAUGAAUAACGAAUAAUUGAAAUGAAUAAUAAUAUGAAUAUUUACGAUGUCAGUGUCAUUGAUUAAGCAGUUCUAAUCCUGCUCUGGAGCAGGUUUCAUUACCCUGGGUAAAACUCAGUGCUAAACCCGCUUCUAAAUUACAAGUGUGAAAGUUAUUCUACCCAGGGUUAAAAAGCAGAGUUUAGAACAAUAACCCAGGGUUUAAAGCCCUAUUGGGUGUAGAUUCAAGAAACAAUCAUUGUUUGUGUAAGAAAAUCAAGCUGUGAUGUAAAUUGAGAUCGUUUUUCCUGCUUGUUCAGUAAUUUUCUAAUAUGAACGAGGGUCAAAAGCAGAUUUUCUGAAUGAGGGGAGCAGAUAAGACUGAUGACCUCAAACGAGCCUCUUACGCAAAUCCCUACAAAAGAGUCAAAGGAGAGUACACAAACCAUUACAAGACAACAUGACACUGAACUGGACAAUCAUUACGUGCGACACGCUGAAAAUGUGUAACGCUUUACAUCUGGUUCUGUGUUUGACAUGUUCAAAAUAACAAAUGCCAUUGCAACUUUGAGAAAAACUUUGAUAAUUUAGAUGUCAUUAAGAAAUUACAUCUAUAUGAAUAUGAAGAAUGAAUGUUUGUAAAGUUUCUUGAAUGUUUCAAUAAAGUUAGCAGAAAAUUUUUUCACAAA
Molecule: messenger RNA, 3130 nt
Organism: Megalobrama amblycephala (Wuchang bream)
Lineage: Eukaryota; Metazoa; Chordata; Actinopteri; Cypriniformes; Xenocyprididae
Gene: slc25a38a
Product: solute carrier family 25 member 38a
Exons: 8
Coding region: 276-1127 (283 amino acids)
Biological process (GO): glycine import into mitochondrion
Cellular component (GO): mitochondrial inner membrane; mitochondrion
Molecular function (GO): glycine transmembrane transporter activity
Source: RefSeq, a predicted model, not a curated record